Messenger RNA from Suricata suricatta (meerkat), 2555 nucleotides. RefSeq names its product sorting nexin 31 (gene SNX31). The transcript is spliced from 15 exons. Gene Ontology annotation, biological process: intracellular protein transport. Lineage: Eukaryota; Metazoa; Chordata; Mammalia; Carnivora; Herpestidae. Gene Ontology annotation, molecular function: phosphatidylinositol binding. The coding region runs from base 6 to 1400 and encodes 464 amino acids. Gene Ontology annotation, cellular component: early endosome. The record is from RefSeq and is a predicted model, not a curated record.
GAACCAUGAAGAUGCACUUCUGCAUCCCGGUGUCCCAGCAGCGGCCGGACGCGCUGGGGGGCCGCUAUGUGCUGUACUCCGUGUACCUGGACGGGUACCUCUUCUGCAGGGUGCGCUACAGCCAGCUGCACCGUUGGAACGAACAGCUGAGGCGGGUCUUUGGAAAUUGCCUGCCAUCCUUUCCACCAAAGUACUAUCUCGCAAUGACCACAUCCAUGGCUGAUGAUAGAAGGGACCAAUUGGAACAGUAUUUGCAGAAGGUAACCAUGGACCCAAACAUGUUGAGAAGUGACGUCUUCAUUGACUUUUUAAAACUUGUACAGCUGGACACAUUUAGCAUCACUACCAAGACAGCCUCUCUGGAUAUAUUUCUGCCUGAUGGAAGGAAUAUUCAAAUCGAAAUUCUAACAUCAGAUACUGCUGAAAGAGUUCUAGAGGUGGUGUCACACAAAAUUGGACUGUGUCAGGAGCUCUUGAGCUACUUCGGCUUAUUUCUCAUUCGGUUUUGCAAAGAGGGCAAGCUCUCUGUCAUGAAAAAACUGGUGGACUUCGAACUCCCUUAUGUGAGUCUUAGAAGCGCUGGUGUGGAAAACUGCAGGGUUGGACUCAGGAAGUGGUACAUGGACCCAUCCCUUGACUCUAUGCUGAUGGACUGCCCGGCAGCCGUAGAUUUGAUCCAUAUGCAGGCACUACAGGACAUUGAACAAGAAUGGGCCAAACCCACACAGGCGCAGAGGCAGAAAUUAGAGGCCCUCCAGAAAGAAAACAACCAAACAAAGUUUUUGGAGCUGUCCCAGGAGGUACGGCACUAUGGAUGCCUGCAGCUGGACCCCUGUACCUGUGACUACCCAGAACCGGGCUGUGGGGCUGUCCUUUCUGUUGGCAAUGAUGAGAUCCACUGCUGCUUAACCCUGCCUGAUAACCAGACCCAGGAAAUCAUUUUCCAGAUGAGCAGAGUCAAGUGCUGGCAGGUCACGUUCCUAGGAACUCUGCUGGACACGGAUGGACCUCAGAGAACUCUCAACCAGAACUUAGAGCUCAGAUUUCAGUAUAGUGAAGAUAGUCGUUGGCAGUGGUUUGUUAUUUACACCAAGCAGGCCUUUUUGCUGAGUAGCUGCUUGAAAAAGAUGAUCUCAGAAAAGAUGGUAAAGCUAGCUGCAGGGAAUCCAGAAAUGAAGAAUCUAAGAACUCUUUCUCCUGAACCCUGCCUAGGUCAUGUUUACUGUGCCAGACACCGUUUGCUCUUACAGCAGAUUGAAGUUCCAGAACAAGGCAAAAGUAAAAAAUACCACAUUCAACAAAGCCAGAAAGACUCUUCCUAUUUUCUACCAAGAAAAAGCAAGAUUGAGAUAAGCAAAGCUGACUGUGUUUUCAGGACCAUAAAGGAAGAAGACCUGUGAUGAGAAACUCUCACUUUUAAAAGUGUCCUCUAGGGCUGUCUCAGCAGUGACAGAGCUUAGGAAGGAGUGGAAGAAAUCUGACCCCUUCCCAUUUUCUUUUGACACUAAGAUGGACAGUAUUGACUAGGAGGACUUCAGAACUCUGUUAAUCUCAAGAUUAAAAAGAAGUAUGAACCAAAAUUAUAUAGUUUGUUUUUAAGGACUCAUAAAUGACAAACGGCAAAUCCAAAUCAAUCAGUAUGAAGUUUGUUCUCCCCCUCCCCAAACCCCCCCACCCCCUCUCCAAAAGAUGUUUUCUUGGCUUAAUGAAGUCUUCUAUCUCUCUGUUCUGAUAUUACCUGAAGGAAAAGCUCAGCAUAGAACACUGUAAAUGUAUUCGGGGUUAGGCUCUGAAGACAUGACUAUCAUCUGAGGAAAAAUGUGGCUCUAAGAAAUGGAAUAAUUGAGAAAGAAAUCUGGACUUACUGAUCCAUCCACAGCACCAGAGCAAGGAAGUGAAAGUACUUAGGUUUCCUUACAUAAUUCUGUGUCUACCAAGACGGAUGUGCUCAAAGUGAUAGGCUGCCCAGUUCUCUGUCUCUCCAUCUUUGUAACCGUACUCUGUCUUUAGAAUAUGGAAUUCAGUUCGAUAAUCAUCAUGCUGUUUUGAAUCUUUUUACUUUGGGAAGAAGCAAGGGGUCCCUGUGCUCACGAUCAGAUACUAUGUAUGUCUCUUAGCUUCAAAACUAUGGAUGCAUUCUAAGUUUUUCCUUAUUUAGUUUCAGUUUAUCAUGAUAAUGAAUAUAAUUAUAUAUAGAAUUAAGACUGCAAGAAGGGGGAGAGACAGAAUAAUCUAUGUAAUGUAAUUAGGUAAAGUGCAAUAUUCUAAUAAUCUUUUCUAACUGGAUUGUGUAACUAAUUAUGUAAUAAACAUAUAUAUUCUAGUGAAUAGAAUAUUUACUGAUGAAAAUUCUGAGAAUGAUAUUUUUGAAGUGUAGAAUCUAUGAAAGUCCUGUAAUAUUUUAGCCAUAACUUCUAGUACCAUAAAGAUUUAUAUUUUAGGCAAGAGUAGGAUGUUUCUUGCAGGGGGGAUCCAUUAGCACCCCAGAUCAUCCACGUUGACUGUAUUAAUGAAUUAGAAUACAUUUUCAGAUUAAAAUAGAAGCUUUCCUACUA